GAGGUGUUACGCGCAGUAUUUAAUGUUUUAUUCUUUUCACGACAGUUUUUUAUAUUAUAUUCUUUAUUUAUUCUAUAUUUCAAUAUUAUUUCAGUCUUUUACGAACUAUUUAUUCUGCUCCCCAACUCUAUGUAAGCAUAAUUAUUACUGUUAAUUCAAGUUUCUAUUUACGAAAAUGCCAAGCAUGUAUGUGUUUUGUUUCUUUUCUCAAACCCUAAAAUUGUCAUGCUGUUCAGUUUCCCUGAGUGUCGAGUUAUAAACGUUGAUCACACGAUUCUAAAAUGUCAAAACUCACUCAUUUUUAAAUAAGAAACUUUCCUGGGGUAAGAUCCCAAUAUGUACUCUCACAAUAUGUGUUAUAAGUCGGCACCCCUGUGCAGCGUACUCUGAUGAAGAUUGGCAAUUAUUCUCUGUCUUCGAUUACCACCUUAGUGUAAGAUACUAAACUCAACUAAACUAGUAUUUGGUUCAGUGUUCAUAAAGUUAAUAUUAUAUUGUAAGUUAAGCGUAAUAUAUAUCACUAAUUUAGUGUUUAAUGUCGUAUUAUGUAUUUUUAUUGUUGUAAGAUGACAAAGUAGAUAUUUAUUUUACUUGAGGAUUGUUCAGAAGGCUAAAAUUUGUGUUUGUGUUUCAGUGUAAAUCACCUGGACAUAGCGCCUCAGCAUGCCAGUGUUCUAAUGGGACUUUCCAACACAUUUGCAUGUGUUAUAGGCUUUCUGAGUCCAUUUCUUAAUGAAUACAUCCUCAAAGAUAGGAUUUUGGAGCAGUGGCAGUUAUUGUUCUACAUAAUAAUCGCCGUCCAUCUCUUGGCAUCACUCUUCUACUGGGCAUUCUCUUCAUGAGAGAGACAGCGUUGGGCUCCACCUGCACCUACCCCAGAAUCAGAGAGCCUAUCACUCCCACAACGAAGCAAUGUCAUCUGAUUCUUCACAAGGGACACAGAUGUAUGUUCUGGAAGAGAAGACGUCACCUAGUAACAUUCCUCGCGUUCCUGGGUUUCUUAAACGUGAGCAGUCUCAGGGUGAACUUCAUGCACGCUAUUAACACCAUGAUGACUCCUUACAAUGUCACCCUGGGCAACGGAACAGUUGUGGAGAAAGUAGACAUCACCUGGAAUAUCAUGGAAAUAUUCAAUAUUUUGCGCGCCCCCUACUUCGGAAAUGCCGCCACUCAGAUUCUAGGAGGGUGGCUAGGUGCCUGUCUGGGGGGCAGUCGAGUGUUCGGUGUGGCGGUAGCCUUAUCAGCACUCUUUUCUCUUGUUACGCCUUUUCUGGUCAACAUAGGCGUGGCCAACAUACUGAUAGCCAUCAGAUUCAUGGAGGGUCUCUUUGAGGGUGUCACUUACCCGAGUAUUAUCGCCGUCUGGUCUCGAUGGGCGCCUCCCCAGGAGCGGGCUCGCCUGGUUACCAUCGCCUUCGCGGGCAGAUAUUUUGGUACUGUAGUCAAUGACCCAGUUUUCCGCCUCAUCAUCAAUACCCUAGGCUGGUCGUACAUCUUCUACGUCACAGGUAUAGUCGGGUUAAUAUGGUGUGCUGUUUGGUGGAUUGUGGUGAAGGACAAACCGGAAGACGAUCCUCACAUCUCCACAGAGGAACUAAAGUACCUUAGAGAUAAUCUUGAUUGUGGACCUAAUGACUCUAUUCCUAAACAUAUUAUCUAUCCUUGGGACAAGUUCAUCACGUCGAUGCCUGUAUGGGCCAUAGUUGUGGCUCACACCUGCCUGAGCACUGGCCUCUCUCUGGACGGUGAGAUGCCGACGUUCUUGAGAGAUAUAUACAACUACAGGAUGGAUGAAACCGGGCUUAUGUCAUUCCUGCCAUAUCUACUGAUGGUUGUCCUGAUGGUGGUUGCUGGAACAUUGGCUGACUGGUUGAGGAACACAGAAGUGCUCACUACCACACAAGUGCGGAAAGUUUUCAACUGCGGUGCCUUCAUAAUUCAGGCGAUAUUUGUGUUCCUUGCAGGACACUUACACUCCGUUAAUGCUGUGUUAUUCUGUCUGGUAAUGAUCGUAGGACUGUCAGCAUUUCCUUGGGCUGCCUUCAGUGUAAACCACCUGGACAUAGCGCCUCAGCAUGCCAGUGUUCUAAUGGGACUUUCCAACACAUUUGCAUCCGUUCUCAGCUUUCUGAUUCCAUAUCUUACGAGUUACUUCAUGACAGAAAGGAGUUUGGAGCAGUGGCAGUACGUGUUUUACGUUAACAGCGCCAUCUGUCUCGUGGGGGCUCUCUUCUACUGGGCAUUUGCUUCAGGAGAGAGACAGCGCUGGGCUCCCCCUGCACCCACCCCAGAAUCAGAGAGCCUAUCACUCCCACAACGAAGCCAUGUCAUCUGAUCCUGUAUGAGGAAUUGUAAUGGAACUGUUGUUAUUUUUGUUACUGAAUUGAAUAUAUUCUAAACUAUGUACUAAACCAUAGCUACCGUGCACAACUACUGCUUUGAAACGUUUUUGAAUAUUUAAAGAAACUGUUCUUACAGUUCAUGUUCUUCAGUUCAUUACGUAUUAAUUAUAUUUUUUUUUAUUUUGGGAGAAAGUUACCCCAUAGAGGAGGUUACUUUAUUCCAAGUAUAAAACUAUAUGAGUAAGUAAGCCAAGUCAUUGUAAUGGGGUAAAGUAACACUCAGGUAAUAAAAUAGUCCAACUUGGUUCUAAAUAACUUAGAGGUUUAUUUUAAUCAUACAAAAGAUAUCUGUAAAAUAUUUUUCGUUUUAAUCAGAGAAUGUAUUCUCUCUGACCGUUUACCAACUAACGUUUGAUUUUAAACUAAAUUAACCUAAAUAUUUUUGAAAUUAAUAUUUAAAACCAUACUGGUACACUACAAAUAAAAUACUGGAUGUGAAGUUUCAAUAUAUGCUCACAUGACAGCUAACAGAACCAUACACGGUCAAGUUCUGGGACUGAAAAAAACACGCUUAGAAACUUGUUUUUGGAGGUUCGAUUCCUUAAAGCACAUCUUUCCAAGUGUCUUUCUGAUCCGGCCAUUUCAAGGACCUCUGCAUUGAAAUGUUCACUUCACAAUCAUUAAAACUUUCAAACUCACCAAACCUUUCUGACAACACUUUUUAGUGAAAGGCAAGAACCCAUUGUCCCCUGCAGUAACUCCUCAAAAUCGUUUUAUUCCUCUUUUUAAUAUUAUUCUACUACUGUGUGAAGAUCAACAUCCAUAUGCUGUCUUCACAUUAAGCUUCCGCUUUUUUCUUUGGAAAUAUUUUAUAUAUAUAUAUAUAUAUAUAUAUAUAUAUAUAUAUAUAUAUGUGUGUGUGUGUGUGUGUGUGUGUGUGUGUGUGUGUGUGUGUGUGUGUGUGUGUGUCUCUUACCUUAAUGCUUACAACCCGUCUAGAUGCCAAAGCUUGAAGGUAUUAGAUAUUGAACUAUUUUAAUAAAUACCUGGAAGAAAAUUAAUAUUUUUUUAUAAAUCAGCAUGGUUUCUAAAACAAAUAAAACGGCAAAAACUUUGGUACUUAAUUUAACAAAUGUCAUUAAUUAUUUUUUAAUCUCCAGAGAACAAGUUUGGCCAAUUAUGUCAAUUCCUCAAACGCAUUUGAUACCCUUAACUACGACAUACUGCUGGGUGAAUUUAAAUAAUAUUGGAAUUGAAGCCUGAAUUUUAAAGUGGUUCACAAUUACCUGUAAACAGACCAUUUUCUGUUAAAAUAGCCAAUGAAUAUAGUUCUUACAGAGUAUCCAAUCAGGGAGUCCCACAAGGUAGUGUUUUGGCUCCAAUUUUAUUAAGUAUGUGUAAGCAGUAUUUCCAAACAAAAUUUUAAUGGGAAUUUUUGUAUGUACUCAGAUAAAACAGCACUUAUGAUGGUCCAUAAAGACUUUUUUCUAGCAGGAUAAUUUUUCUUCUCACUAUAAUAUAAUCCUUAGAUGGGGACAUGACAGAAAACUAGUAAUAAACUCUCGUAAAUAACUUUAAUUUCUCUCAUAUUUAAUAUUAUUGACUGUGUUUACUUAUUUUACCACAAUGAAAAUAGUUGUUUCAGCCAAAAUCUAAAAGUGGCAGCGAUGAAAAAUAAUUUAGGUAUCACUAUCGACCACAAAUUAGUACAAUAAAAUUAACCUAUACAACAAAUACGUGCAACAGCACACCAUCAAAAAUUGACAAAGAGCAAACAUAACAGAACGUUUUUAAUUAUAUAAUAUAACAGAUUGACAGAAGAUUGUUAACAACAAGUUUUUAAGAUUUAAAUAUUAAUACAAACGGAUAAUUUCGGGAUAUCAAUAUAUUAAUAACAACAGUGUAAUAAAUAUAUUUAUAUGGCAAAAUAACAAAUAUAUAACAAUGUAAAACUAUAACUAACAAUAAUAUACCCAUACAUUCACAUACAUAUACAAAUGAUCUACAACCACAGUGUGUAUGUGUAUCUUAUGAUAUGAAUUCUGUACAUUCCAUCUUGAAUUUAGGUUUACCUUCAAAGAAUAUACUGUUGCCAUAUAUAAUAACAAGUUUAUUGAACAAAGUUCGGCCAAGAUGGGAAAAUUGAUGUCUAGAAAUUUCUUCAAAAUAAUUUGGUAUAUGCAGACAGUUGAGUUGAACAGAUCUUGUCUCUCUAUAUGUUAUUUUAAUAGGAAAUCUCUGCAGAUGCUUAUGCAUAUACAUCAAUGCAUUUAACUAGAAAAUUUGAUCAAAAUAAAGAUUAUUAUUAUCAUUAAAAAAAUAGCUUACUCUAUCCAUAUUGUAAUACUAUAAAUUAUGCGUAAGACAUUCCGAUGACACAUUACCACAGGUUAUAAUAUAUAAGUGCUACCAUAAUGCAUGAUACCGUGUCACAAUGUACUCUCAAACCAAGACAUUAUAUAAUUGGCCAUAUAAAUUUAUUUGUCAUAAAUUGUUUCAUGUGAUAUAAAAAAUUAUUUAUUUUCCUCAUUUUCUGGCCAAAUAUCUUAUAUCGAUUACCCAUUUCGAAUUAGAGUCAACAUAGCCAAGACCUGAGCCUUCUAUUCCAUAAUUCUUACAUGUUUGUAUUGAUAUUUAUACCUAAAAAGUCAAAUGCUUUUUUUAAACAAAAUAAAUAGCAAGAAUUAAUGUAAGAGGAGUGAUGGAAUUUGUGGUGCAGCUUAGUAAAAAACCAUAUUGAUUGUUGAAAAUAAAUUAAAGUAUUGUACUUUAGCAGCAUUUCCUUAGUUUAAGUAUAAAACAACUUGGUACUGGUAAGCGAUAUUGGGCGAGAUGAUGACAAAUCAGUGUCAUACACUUUCUUAUACACAGGUAAAGCUACAGCAAUUUUAAACUCAUCAGGAAAUACUCCCUGUUUAAGAGACUUUUUGUAAAUACAGUACAACAAUGGUACAAAUAUAUCUACCGACUUUUUAAUUAAAUUGCGGAAUUAACUACAUGUUUAUUACAUACAAUACUGCAAAACGUUUAUUUCUUGCAAGGUAAAGUGGUGGUAGUAAAAUUUAAUUUUAAAACUAUUAUUUCCUUGUAGUUGCCUUAUUGUCCAUAAUUUCCUUAAGUAUUAAAUUGUCUACAAGUCUCUCUGUAAAAAUUUAUGUUUUUGUUACCUAUUAAAUAAAUUGAUUGUACGUUAAACAUAAAAAAUUGUUUUUCGAAUGCUCUUUUUUUGUGUUUUACAUACUCGUGGUACAUCUUAAACAAUAAGAGAGAUACAGUUAUGGAACAAACUCUAUUCAAUUUAUCAUGUCAACAGCCAUUAGAAAGAAAUGAAUUCGUCUCUAAAUCCCUCUUACCAAACUCUCAACAAAUGAUAAUUUAACCUCGGUUACUAAAUUGUGGAUGAAAUAUUUUGUUGGCUAUUAAUCAGUAAAAAAGCAUUUCCGGGGAUCUUUUUAUAUGGAAUUAUUUCAUUAUUUUUGAAAGUAAAAUGCUCCUUAUACCAUCCAAUCCAAAACUACUCUUAUGUGUUAUUCUAUGAAAUAUUUCAUAAAAAUUUAUUUCAACUAUAUCACUAUGUAUAUCAAAUAUAUUAAUAAUACGUGUGUGUGUUUGUGUGUGUGUGUGUGUGUUUUUUUUUUUUGUAAUUAUUGGUAAUAUAUUGUGAUACAUUUUUCAGUAGAUUUAAUUGAAUAUUACAUGUUUAGAUUGUAUAUAUUAUAUGCUGUAAUUAAUGCAAUUUUUGUAAUUGCUUUGUCUGUAGUCUAGUUGUACUUUCCUUUGUUAAUGGCUACAAGUACUGUCGCCAUAAAUAUUGUUCGUUUUGUAAAUUAUAAGGUAUUAGUAUUAAGAAGAUGUUUAGAGUAAAGAUGGGUACCCAACGAUGAAUUAUUUGUAUUGUUUUGGGACCCAAGACGCUGUAUGUGUUUUGCAAAUAAAAUUCUUUAUUCUUCACUA
Messenger RNA from Homalodisca vitripennis (glassy-winged sharpshooter), 6296 nucleotides. RefSeq names its product vesicular glutamate transporter 1-like. Gene Ontology annotation, cellular component: plasma membrane. The transcript is spliced from 11 exons. Bases 839 to 2335 code for a protein of 498 amino acids. Gene Ontology annotation, molecular function: transmembrane transporter activity. The record is from RefSeq and is a predicted model, not a curated record. NCBI's taxonomy places the organism in Eukaryota, Metazoa, Arthropoda, Insecta, Hemiptera, Cicadellidae. Gene Ontology annotation, biological process: monoatomic anion transport; transmembrane transport.